This is a messenger RNA of Closterium sp. NIES-67, 4681 nucleotides long. NCBI's taxonomy places the organism in Eukaryota, Viridiplantae, Streptophyta, Zygnematophyceae, Desmidiales, Closteriaceae. The record is from the annotation of a GenBank genome assembly.
CGCCACUAUUGUACUCCUAGUUAGCGCCAGCCGAGAUAGUCUCAAUAGGCUGCAACUAGGCAGGAGAGGUUCCGCCUGGAAGCACGGGCGCAGAAGUUUGCCGCUGAAGUUUGGCGCGGGAGCUUAGUUUGCUAAAGCUCGCAGCUAGGCUGGCUGAUUCUGCGCGUCCUCAGGCAGGCGCGUGCCUCUUAGCGGCGCAAAGGCAAUCAGCGUCAAUAUGCACGACUCGCUAAUACGAGUGCGCAUCGGAAGCAACGAUACACGUCAUUGGCGGCGACGCAAGCAAAGGGGCGAAAUCUCCCGCACAAUUUCAACAUUGCCUAGUGCUAGGUUGCGAUACUUCCCAAAGAGACCCGCCAGCCAAACCCUAAUACAGCCUUCCCUCAGCGGCUUGCGUCGCGCGGAGGCGGCUUUUUCUGGUUUUCGUAAAUCAGUACCUGGUCGCAUACGUUCUGGUCGCAUACGUUCUGGUCGCAUACGUUCUGGUCAGACGUCCUUCGUUUCGCCUAAGCGAGUCUAAGACAUGGACAGUACCCUCAGCUUGUAAUAUUGAGCAAGCUCCCUCCGGCAUAGUCCAGCCAUUGCCGUGCAUACCCUGGCCAUAGUAGAAGGAUCUUUUUGAAUUCGGCGGUUGACAAUCCCCCAAGAUCCCCAAAUAUCCCGCAAGAUCCCGCAAGAUCCCGCAAGCUGACGUUGGAACCACUUGUACGGAAAGUAGUAGUUUCCCCCUCCGUAACGCGUCGUCCGAUGGCGAAUCGUUCAUGUCACGCCGCUGCCCAGUCACGCCGGGGCAGCAUAGCUUGCAUGCUUGCGUUGCUUAUCCUCGCUACAAGCGUCUUCGGACAGGAAGCUGAGCAAUCAGGGAUCGUCUUGGAGCCCCAGCAGCCAUCGCAAGAGGACCCCUCCUGGAAUCCGGAAGCCUCUCAGCCGCCCACACCUGGAAAUCCACCUGAGACUCCGACAGAAACAACACCUGAAACGGCACCUGAAAUGGCACCUGAGACGGCACCCGAAUCCGCACCUGGGCCGAUUCCUGAAACGCCAGGAGACUCCUCCAAUGUACCGACCUUCAAUUCAACGGAAAAACCGCCGGAAAUUCCGCUGCUGGAUCCCCCCGUCGACAAGGCAAUCCCCUCCCCCGCAUCUGACGUGUACAUCGUCCGCCUCCGCGCCGCCCCGCCAAUCGCGGGAUACACCGGCGGAAUCAACGGUAUUCCCGCCACGGCAGCAGAAGCUGUCAGAGAUUCAAUAUCUGACGUCAUCAACUCUGUGGCUGGCCGGAUUCGCAGGGGGCGUCGCAGGGCGAAUCGCCAAUCGUCGCGACUGAACCUGGGGUCGCCAGCCGUCGCUCGGUUCAAGCAGUGGUUGGAUCAGCUGCAGGACCGAGUUGCGAAUGAUGUUCGCCUGCCGCGCGCGAAUGUACUGUACAAAUUCAAACACGUCAGCAAUGCCUUCGUGGCGCGUUUGACACCUAAGCAGCUGCAGCAGCUGAAGCGGCACCCAGCAGUGGCCGAAAUCAAACCCAACUACCAAAUCAGCAAGCUCACCACAGACUCGGCAAACUUUUUGGCCCUGCCCGAAACCCUCUGGUCUGCCCGGGGCCGCGACCGGGCGGGAGAGGGCGUGGUGGUGGGAAUUGUCGACACGGGUAUUUGGCCGGAACACCCGUCAUUUUCCUCAAAUGUGACUGUAACAUACCCUAACCCUCCGCCCACGUGGAAAGGCGCAUGUCAGGCGACAGCCGAUUUUAAGUGCAACCGGAAGGUCAUCGGAGCAAAGUUUUUCAACGCCGGGUUCCGGACGUGGUUCGGGCAGGAAAACUUGCGGGCUGAUUGGGCGUCGGCUCGUGAUGCGGACGGACACGGGUCCUGGUGUGCAGCAGCAGCAGCAGGCAACAGCAACGUGCCCAUGGUACUGCCUCCCAGGAAAACAACCGUGGGCAACGCAACAGGCAUGGCGCCCCGAGCCUUCCUCGCCGCCUACAAGGUCUUCUGGGGCAACGCCAACUCAGGCGGGACCACUGCCACGUAUGCUGACGUGGAGGCAGCUGUCAACGCCGCUGUCGCUGAUGGCGUCGACGUCAUCUCUCUCUCCCUGGGUGGCGCCGAUCCCAGUGCCACUUAUUUUAGUGACCUGCCCUAUUUAUACGCGAAUCUGGCCGGCACAGUGGUGGUGUAUGCGGCGGGGAACUCCGGCCCGCCGCCUUACAGCUCGUCAUUGUAUCGGAGCAUCUCGAACUUCUCGCCGUUCUACCUGACUGUUGGCGCCAGCACCAUAGCGCGCCGUUAUGUGUCUUCAGCCACUCUGGGCGACGGCCGGGUCGUCACGCUCUACGGCUUUGGCUCGGGAAACGUGGCGGUGCAGAGGCUGGGGUUGGUGGACGGGAUCAUGGUGCGGGCCGCAGGGAAGAGCGAAACCGAGGGCCAGUACUGCUUUGAGGGUUCACUCAACGCCACCAAGAUUGCUAACAAGAUCGUCCUCUGCUCGUACGGGUGGACCAGCACCUCCAGCAAGGUGGCCGAGGGUGGCGAGUAAAGGCGGCAAGGCGGUCAUCGUGGUGGACGUGCCAGCAGCAGCCCGGCCGUACCCGAUCUAUGAGAGCCGGCUGCCGGUGAUGGGAGCAGAGGCGGCUGAAACGAGCAUCCUUCGAAUGUAUACCCGCGUCAUGGUCAGCCCUACUGCAUCCCUCGCGUAUACAUUCAAGACCGACCUAACCUCCGAUCAAGCCCCCGAAGUCGCUUACUUCUCGUCCGCCGGUCCGGUCAACAACCCCUCGGCUGCAAACAGGCUCUCCUUCCCCACCAACGACAUCUUAAAACCCGAUAUAAUCGGUCCCGGCGUUUCACUAUGGGCUGCUGUGCGAUCUUCUUCUCUUGCGUCUGCUUCGACCCCGACUUUCGCCAUGCUGAGCGGAACCUCCAUGGCUACACCGCACUUAGCUGGAAUUGCAGCGUUACUCGUCGAGAGAUACCCUGCGUGGACCCCAUCGCAAGUUAUGUCGGCGAUUAUGACUACAGCGAAUGUGACUACUAACAAAAAUGGGAAGAUUUUAACGGAUGCGACUGGCGGGGUGGCGACGCCGUGGGAUAUGGGAUCAGGCCAUGUCAAUCCCAAGGGUCUUAUGGACCCGGGGCUCACAUUUCCCGCCACUGCGACAGAUUUCUACAAUUUCCUUGCCGGGCAGAAUUUGGCAACCACCAAGACGGUUGUGCCAAUGGGGACGAAGCUGUCCCCGUUUCCGGCAUACAAUUUGAACCGCCCAACGAUUUCGGUUUCACGGCUGAACAAAACGGUGCUGGUGACGCGACGGGUGCAGAACAUCGCGAAUACAGUAUCGAACUACACCGCUACUAUUGUUACACCGCCUGGUAUUAUUACGGCUAUAAGUCCCAACAGGUUUACGAUUCAACCGAUGGGGACGGUAACAUUCUCGCUUCGGUUCACGGUAGCAACGGCAUCACCUGAUUUCCAGUUUGGAAGUCUGACGUGGAAGGACCAGUUCGGUCACGCGGUGCAGUCGGUGCUGGCGGUUCAACCUCUCUACAAGUGAGGUGGAUGUUCACAGGUCCGCCAAUGUGUGAUAACAUGCUCGCGGCCAUGUGGUGAAGUCGGUGCUGGCGGUGCAGGCUCUCUACAAGUAAGGUGGAUGGAAAAGGUUCACAGUUACUCCCGUGGGGAUGACACCAUGUUUGCUCCGGUUCACGGUCGCAACAGCAUCUCCUGCUUUCCAGUUUGGGAGUCUGAUGUGGAAGGACCAGUUUGGUCACGCGGUGCGGUCGGUGCUGGCCGUUCAGCCUCUCCACAAAUGAGGCGGAUGGAGAAGGUUGGAUUAGUUAGGUUAGGUGAGGAAGACGAAGACAUGGCUGCCCAUGUGGUGUGGUAGGUGCUGGCAGUGCAGUUUCUCUACCAGAAAGGGUGGAUGGAGAAAGGUGUAAUCGCGACCACCCUAACCCAUGGGUUGGUAAGGAAGGGGCCACGCGCAACGGUGUCAGUGUCCUGAGCUGUAUUGUAGCAGAGAUCAGUUGGUGCACGGUUGACAGGGAGAAGGAGAUGGAGUAGCGGCGGCGAGCAAGAGAACCCAGGGAGUGUGAGUGGGCGUUGCCAUGCGGAGCUGCGGAAAUACCAUGCCUGCUCAUGCAGCGUACGGCAGCCUCCUUCUCAAUAAAGAGCAGCAGGAGCUGCUCCCAACACUGAUAUGGUAUCACUCACACCGUGGUGGUACUAGUGGCCAGCAUCGAGGCUGUGGUGCAUAUCUAUCUACCCUACCCACCUGUCAUGCUGCAGUGCCUCUUGAGUGGUGACGAUGCAAGGCGAGGCGAGGCGAGCUAGACGGGACAUCAAUAAGGGUAUCUUGGAGGAGAGCUUGAUUGUCCCUUAUGAAGUUAUAAAUCAUAGACUUCUGCAUUCUCCAGAUUAUACCCAGCCUUGUUACCACCCAUGACUUUGCUACAAUGUUUUGCUUUGCUUGCCAACAGCCAGAGCUGGGGAAACAGAAUGUGCUAUGUGUCGAUCCUCUCUCUCUCUCUAGGGAGGGUACUGGGGAGGCUUUCCCUGGGGAAGGUGGAUAUAUAUGGAGCCUAACUUAUCAAACAUAUUUGUGUAUGUUUAGUAGACUACAUAGGGUCUUGCCAUAGAGAGUACAACCCACUAGCUAUAUACCCAUGUAUGCUCUCAUUCUAGU